Molecule: messenger RNA, 2254 nt
Organism: Glycine soja
Lineage: Eukaryota; Viridiplantae; Streptophyta; Magnoliopsida; Fabales; Fabaceae
Product: E3 ubiquitin-protein ligase XBAT33-like
Exons: 10
Coding region: 200-1753 (517 amino acids)
Cellular component (GO): cytoplasm; nucleus
Molecular function (GO): protein binding
Source: RefSeq, a predicted model, not a curated record
AAAAAUGAUCCAACAACGUAAAAGAGGAAGGAAGGUAAAGUUGAGUGGUAAGGCGUAUUGAAGGUAUAUAAGGUUUUUUUUUCUUUUUCUUUUCACAUUUGGGUUGUUUGAGACAAAACAAAAGGUAAGAACAAGAAGCACAGAACACAGGUUGCUUGAACCUUACACGUCAGCAUCGUUCCGUGUGGAGUGUUGAGAGAUGGGGAAUUCGUUCGGAUGUUCGGCCUCCGGCGAGAGGCUUGUGUCGGCGGCGAGGGACGGCGACUUGGUGGAAGCGCAGAUGCUUCUGAACUGCAACCCGUGUCUCGCCAAGUAUUCUACUUUCGGUGGCCUCAAUUCCCCUCUCCAUUUUGCAGCUGCCAAAGGCCACAACGAGAUUGUGGCAUUGUUACUGGAGAAUGGAGCUGAUGUGAAUUCCAGAAAUUAUUGUGGCCAGACGGCGUUGAUGCAAGCUUGUAGAUAUGGGCAUUGGGAGAUUGUACAAACACUUCUACUCUUCAGAUGCAAUUCUAUUAAAUUACAGGUUAUGAGAGCUGAUUAUCUUAGUGGGAGGACAGCUCUUCACUUUGCAGCUGUGCAUGGGCAUGUAAGAUGUAUUAGACUUGUUGUGGCUGACUUUGUACCAAGUGCACUUUAUCAAGCUAUACAUGCUGGCACAGAUGUUGACAGGGGUGGUGGAUCAAAUGCGAAAGGGAAACAUGAGCAAAGUGCCCUGUCCAAGUUUAUAAAUAAAACCGCUGAUGGAGGUAUCACUGCCCUUCAUAUGGCUGCACUAAAUGGGUACUUUGAUUGUGUACAACUGCUGCUUGAUCUUAAUGCAAAUGUGAAUGCUGUGACUUAUCAUUAUGGAACAUCAAUGGAUUUAAUAGGGGCUGGAAGUACUCCAUUGCAUUAUGGUGCUUGUGGAGGCAAUUUAAAAUGUUGUCAGAUCCUUGUUGCACGAGGUGCAAGUCGUCUGGCUUUAAAUUGCAAUGGGUGGCUUCCUCUUGAUAUUGCUAGGAUGUGGGGGCGUCAUUGGCUUGAACAAUUGCUGGCACCCAGUUCUGAUGCCUCAAUACCUACAUUCUCUCAUUCAAAUUACUUGUCCUUGCCCCUUAUGAGUGUGCUCAACAUAGCUAGAGAGUAUGGAUUGCAAUCAUCUCCAACAUCCUCUGAUGAGAUUGACUUUUGUGCUGUAUGCCUGGAGAGGCCGUGUUCAGUGGCUGCAGAAGGAUGUGGGCAUGAGCUUUGUGUAAGAUGUGCACUCUAUCUUUGCUCAACAAACAAUGUUUCUUCUGAAAUGCUUGGCCCUCCUGGCUCUAUCCCUUGCCCCCUAUGUAGACAUGGAGUUGUCUCUUUUGUUAAGUUGCCAGGUUCCCAAGCAAAAGAAAAUAAAUUACACGUGUCUCUUGGCCUGUGUACCCCAUGCAUAUUACAUCCACGUGACCUAGACCAGCCAUCCCUUUCUCAUACACCAGAGAUUGGAAGAAAUCGUGUAGCUUCUGUUCCUUCGGAGAUACGCUGCCCCGUCACUUGCAGUCCAUUUCCAUCUAUGGCAAUUCCCUUAUGUACCUGCAAUGAUGGUCCAUGUCCAUCAUUUGAACCUGGAGAAGUAGAAACACAAGAUGGAUCACCUCAUCACUCUCAAGCAUCAACAGUGGAUCAGGAUAAAAUCGAAGGGCCAAGACUGGAUAAAACAACCUGCUCUAGCAUGUUUUGGGGUAGAAGAAGUUGCAGCAGGGAGCACCAAUGCAAUUCAGAAAUAAAUGCUUGACUCGUGCCAUGCUUGUACGACACAUACUCGUGUUGUGGAUACUGGAUACACUAUAUAGAUCAGCAGGAUCAGUCCACAGUUGUCUUAUUAAUCAGCCUCAAAUAGUGGAACUCGUGAUCUCUCUUGAAGAGAAAAAACUGCUCUUCGGAUCCUCCUCUUGGCUGCACAGGCUGAAUGGUAGGUGAUAGACACAAUUCUGGCGUUUCAGCAACACAACCACCCUCUGGAUGUCUUUUUUUUUCCUGAUAUUUAAGGAGCGUGUGUGAAAUUAGUUUCGAUUUCGCAAGAUUUUUAUUGUGAUUAUUGUAAUUGGAUUUCAUUUUAUCAAAGAAAAGUUGUCUUUUUUAAGGGGAAAACAAUACCGUAUGCUUUUUAUAGCAUGUAUCACGUUAGGGGCAUCUGUAUAUUAUGCUUGUCAUGAAUUUUAUAGGUUUACAAAGCACAAAUUUGGGGACUGAAACUAGCUGAUAUAGUUAUAAAUACUUGUUUUUUUGUGGACUU